GCGGGUUCCAUCAGGGAUUGUUACAUGAGCGCCGCGUUCUGUGCCUCGGACAUGCCCAAACAGCGCCUCGAACGUAAACAAUAGUCACCGGCCGCGGCUGGAGUUGCUGGCGGGGGAGCGCGCUAGAGCCGCUCGGCUGGAGACCCCGCGCCUGUGCUUUGGGGGCCUGCUACCGUCGGAGAAGCGGCUCCAGCCCCUGCUCCGUUCCCCCCAUGGAGGGUCUCUACUCGCUGGGGGUGAGCGUGUUCUCCGACCAGGGAGGCAGGAAAUACAUGGAGGAUGUGACCCAGAUCGUGGUGGAGCCGGAGCCGCCGGCUGAAGGGGAGGAGGGCCCCCCUUACAAGGGCGGAUCGGUGCCUGGAAGCCAGCGGGCGGCCGAGUCCCGGGCCAGGCACGACCUCCUGCCCGCCAGCUGUCGGAGGAGAGGCGCUAGCCCGAAGGCGGCGGAAGAGGAAGAGCAGUCCCCCGGCUCCAGCCAGUGCCCCCGCCGAUCCGUGGCCUUCUUCGCCGUGUGUGACGGGCAUGGGGGCCGGGAAGCGGCCCAGUUCGCUCGGGAGAACCUCUGGGGUUUCAUCAAGAAGCAGAAGGGAUUCUGCUCCGCGGAGCCGGCCGAGGUGUGCGCGGCCCUGCGCAAGGGCUUCAUUGCCUGCCACCGGGCCAUGUGGAAAAAGCUGCCAGAGUGGCCGAAGACCAUGACUGGCCUCCCAAGCACAUCAGGAACUACCGCCAGUGUGGUAAUUAUCCGUGGGUCAAAGAUGUAUGUGGCGCAUGUUGGAGAUUCAGGAGUGGUGCUGGGAGUCCAGGAUGACCCCAAAGACGACUUUAUUAGGGCUGUGGAGGUGACACAGGACCAUAAGCCUGAACUUCCAAAAGAAAAGGAGAGAAUCGAAGGGCUUGGGGGCAGUGUGAUCAAUAAGUCUGGUGUGAAUCGGGUUGUCUGGAAGAGACCUCGGCUGACUCACAAUGGCCCUGUGCGGAGGAGUACAGUCAUUGACCAGAUUCCAUUCCUGGCCGUGGCACGAGCGCUUGGUGAUCUGUGGAGUUACGAUUUCUACAGUGGUGAAUUUGUUGUGUCUCCUGAACCAGACACUAGUGUAUAUACGCUUGAUCCCCAGAAGCACAAAUACAUUAUCCUAGGCAGUGAUGGACUGUGGAACAUGAUCCCACCUCAAGAUGCUAUUUCUAUGUGCCAGGAUCAUGAGGAGAAACAGUAUUUUAUGGGAGAACACAGACAGUCUUGUGCCAAAAUGCUGGUGAACAGAGCACUAGGUCGGUGGAGGCAGCGCACGCUUCGUGCAGAUAAUACUAGUGCUAUUGUAAUCUGCAUUGCGCCGGUGCUGGACGAUCCGAGCAACUGGGAAAAUGAAGAGGAAUUGUAUCUCAACUUGGCAGAAGGCCCUUGCUACAGCAGUCCUGAUAUGUGCAUGAUGACACCGUCCCGCUGCUGUACCCCUCCUGUCAAGCUUCUAGAAGAGGAUCUGUGGCCACGACUGAACUCCUCUGAGCCUGUUCCUUCUCUCAUGCAUAGCAAUGUGAUCUUGGAUAAAUAUUCCGAGCUGUCCAGUGAGAUUGCUAAAAGCAGUAUACCGUUGGCGGUAGCAUCCUCUAGGGAUCCAGGCCCACAGGAGGAGAAUUGUAGCAAAACACUAGCUUUGAGGAUUCAUGAAUCUUACAGCAAUGGCUUGUCAGUUACCCUCUCCCCUUCCAACUCAGCAAAUUCAAGCAUGGACCAAAAAAGCUUAAAGAUGUCUCCUAAUGGCCAAACAAAAUCCCAAGAAGCAGAGAGGACACCUACAGGAAACUUUAAACGGACAUUAGAAGAAUCUAAUUCUGGCCCAGCUUUGAAAAAGCCAAGACGUAGCCUGAGUCGAAACAUUAGCGUCCAGCCAGAAAGCCUGUCCACAACUCCACAGCGCAAAAACUCAAACAAGCUCACCAUGCGGCGAAGCCUGAGGGGACAGAAGAAGCUUGGCAAUUCACUAUUCCACCAGACCAGGAAAGCCGUUUGUGUUUGCUGAGGGGUGUUUGUGUGAGCACAGUUUGGUCUGAUUAGAAUGUUGAAGUUGGUGCAGAAAUUUGAAACUCUUCCUGUUUAUCUUUUUUUAAAGUAGAAAACUUUUUGGUAUUGAACAGCUUUAUUCUCAGCCUUGUACUGCUUGUAUUAUAACUGUGAAUUUUGUAGAUGUGUAGGGUAUAAGUCUCUGUAAAAUGUGUGUAAAUUUGUACUCCUUCAUACAAAUGUAGUCUCUUUUUUCCCCCUUGUAUAAUUGUUACAACAGGGCUAAACGUUGUUUAAAAGAAGAUGUUUAAUCUUUUUUGUUAAUUUACUAAAGUCAUGAAUUUGUAUAAGCUUCUUGUGAUGAGAAUUUCACAACUUUUUAACUGAAGUAAAUUAUUAAAUAGAAUGGAAGAUAUGUAUUUUCGUAGUACUAUACGUUCAACCCAAAGUGUGUCUUUUAGAGAAUACUCUAGACCUAUUUUUUGUUCUUAAAUUUUAGAUUUCUCUAUUCAGAAAUGAAAUGGAAGCAGAGAUGUUGUGUUACUUUACACAGCUCAAUAUCAAUUUCUUUAUCUUAAUUAAAAUACUAUGCAGUAUCUUAUUCAGUUGUAUUUUUUGUAACCUUAAUCGUCAAAGUAUUUAGCAAAAAAAAUUGUGGGUUUUUUUUUUUUAAAUUUCUGAAAACCCCAGCCCAUCCUACAAAGCCAUUCUCAUCCUCUGUAGUAAUUUAUGGCAUUUUUAUCCAGGCAUUUGGUAGUGGUAUUUCUUUUAAUAUAUGUGCCCUAUAAAGGCAUUUUUUGUUAUUUAACUAACCGAUGGUACUGCUAAUUCCUUUCCAACGUAAGUCAUCAAAUUAUUUUAUGAUUUACAGUUUUCAUUGAGUAUGUGGACCAUAUAUAUGUUCACCUAAAUAAAACAAGUGAAAACUUG
Molecule: messenger RNA, 2929 nt
Organism: Caretta caretta (loggerhead turtle)
Lineage: Eukaryota; Metazoa; Chordata; Testudines; Cheloniidae
Gene: PPM1D
Product: protein phosphatase, Mg2+/Mn2+ dependent 1D
Biological process (GO): protein dephosphorylation
Molecular function (GO): protein serine/threonine phosphatase activity; cation binding
Source: RefSeq, a predicted model, not a curated record